Molecule: messenger RNA, 3346 nt
Organism: Salarias fasciatus (jewelled blenny)
Lineage: Eukaryota; Metazoa; Chordata; Actinopteri; Blenniiformes; Blenniidae
Gene: luc7l3
Product: LUC7-like 3 pre-mRNA splicing factor
Exons: 10
Coding region: 135-1637 (500 amino acids)
Biological process (GO): mRNA splice site recognition
Cellular component (GO): U1 snRNP
Molecular function (GO): mRNA binding
Source: RefSeq, a predicted model, not a curated record
GACUGUGACCGCCCUGGCGUUGUCGUACCGUCUGCCAUUUUGAUCAGAAGCACUUUGGCGCAGUAGAUGAGUUAAAGUAGCUCCUCUGGAUUACACGCAGUGAACUCCACGGAGCCCACACCGUUCGGGGCAACAUGCUGUCCGCAGCCCAGUUACUCGAUGAGUUGAUGGGCCGAGAUAGAAACUUGGCCCCGGACGAAAAACGGUCCAACGUGCGAUGGGACGACGAGAGCGUCUGUCGAUACUAUCUAUGUGGAUUCUGUCCAGCUGAGCUGUUCACAAACACUCGCUCAGAUCUGGGUCCCUGUGAGAAAAUCCACGACGAGAAUCUCAGAAAAAUGUAUGAGAAAAGCUCCCGGUUCAUGAAAGAAGGCUAUGAGCGGGACUUCCUGCGCUACCUGCAGUCCCUCCUGGCAGAGGUGGAGCGGCGAAUUCGCCGAGGACACGCCCGCCUCGCACUGUCUCAAGCUCAGCAGAAUGCAGGGCAAGGUCCUGGUCCGUCAGGAAAGAAUGAAGAAAAGGCAUCGGUUCUCACAGAGAAGAUUGAAGACCUGGUUGUGCAGAUUGAAGAGCUGGGAUCGGAGGGCCGAGUGGAGGAGGCUCAGGGGAUGAUGAAGCUGGUGGAGCAGCUGAAGGAGGAGAGGGAGCUGCUCAGCUCCACCCCCUCAACCAUCGAGAGCUUUGCCGCCCAGGAGAAGCAGAUGGAGGUGUGCGAAGUGUGCGGGGCCUUCCUCAUCGUCGGUGACGCGCAGUCCCGAGUGGACGACCACUUGAUGGGCAAGCAGCACAUGGGCUACGCCAAGAUCAAAUCCACUGUAGAAGAGCUCAAGGAAAAAUUGCGCCGUCGCUCUGAAGACCCUCAAGGCGAAACGCCCGCCAUCAAGCGUGACCGGGAAGACCGCGAGCGCGAGAGGGAGGAACGGGAGAAGAAACGCAAAGAGGAGGAAGAGAAGGAGAAGGAGCGCGAGAAGGAACGAGAAAAGGAGCGGGAGCGAGAACGGGAACGUGAGCGGGAGAGAGACAGGGAGCGGGACAGAGAGCGAGAGCGGGACCGGGAAAGGGAUCGGGAUCGGGAUCGAGACAGGGACCGGGAUCGAGACCGCGACAGGGACCGGGACCGGGACCGGGACCGGAGGGGUCGCCGGAGCCACUCCAACAGCCGCCACUCCAGCCGAGCGUCAGACAGGAAACGAAGCAGAUCCCGCGAUCGCCGGAGGUCCAGGAGCCGAGACAAAGACAGAGACCGCAAGCGCAGCAGGAGCCGGGACCGGGACCGGGAGAGGAAGCGCAGCCGGGACCGCUCCGAUAGAAAACGCCGCUCCCGCAGCCGGGACAGGAGGAGGUCGCGCAGCUCAGAGCGCAAAUCUCACCGCCAUCGCAGCCGCAGCCGCAGCAGGGACAGGGACAGAGACAGAGACAAGGACAGAGACAGAGAGCGGUCAUCCAAAGACAAAGACCGUAAGACGACAGAGGAGAGGAGCAGCUCGAAGAAAGACAAGCACUCUGACGGCGAUGCGGCAGCCAUCAAGGCUUCGUCAGAAGUGGAAGCGAUGCAGACGGAGGCGGCUGCCUCCUCCCCUCUGCUUAACGGCCAGCAAGAGCUCCUCCAUUCUGAAGGUGACACUCAGUCCAAUUAAAACUGAUCUGAUAGGACCUCAGAUCAGGCUCAGGUAAGUGCGUCCUCCUCCUCACUCCCCCCUGGCUCCCAACCCGAACCCUCCCCCCCACCCCUCCCCCCCCCCCCCUCCCCCCCCCCCCCCCCCUCCUCCUCCUGUCCCAGCCUGUUUACGUUUCAGUUCAAUGCCUAUAAUUUUGUCCAAUGUGCUGUAAGCAAAUAUCUUUAUCCUGUUUUUGAAUAGUGCAUCAUAAGUAUGCACUGAAGAUGAAGGACUAGGCCCGAUGAAUGAGAAGAAGGUAGAAAACAUUCACACAAAGCCAAGAGGGAAAGGCCAGUGUAGCCCUGAGGUACCCCUCGUUUUGUAUCGGUCUUUGAUCCUUAUAGAUGUUUAUUUGUCUUUGUGGACAAACUGGCAGAAUUAAAAAAAAAAAAAAAAAAAAAGCAAAACAUUUACUUACGAAUUUUCUGCCUUGUUGUUUUUUUUAUUUUCUUUUUUCAGUGUCAAUAAGUAAAUUGUGAUAAUUGCUGAGAUAUGAAAUUCCGUACAGGAAUGUAGUUAAGUCACUAUGUGUCUAUACUUCUUGAGGUUUUCUCCUUAUUCUAUGCAAACACACGAACAUACAUUUAGUCUUUUUCUUUUUUCUUUCCUUUCCCCCCCCCUCUUAACUCAAAAUGCAAUAGGUGUGUGUGUCCAGCUGACUUACUGUGCCUGAUAAUGCCAUGCAAGUGUGUGUUUUGGGGGCGGGAGGGGGGCGGGGGUGGGGGUGUCACAGCUCCGGCGGGGCCUAACGUAACUAACUAACUGGAGGGGUAGGGUUUAUCGAAUGAAUUGCAGCUGACUUCCAUACCUCACACAGCGUUGGUGUUGUGAGCGAGACCACAUGAGCAAAAGGGCAAAUUAAAAAUCAUGGAUACUCUGACUGUCAAACUGUGCAGGUACUCACCCCAGGUACUCCUUUCUCUACCCACAUCAUUUCUGAAUGCUGUUGCCUGUCAGAAAAUGAGGAAACGAGUUGAAAGCUUGAUUGUCUGAAUAUACAUUUCUAUUCAAAACUGCUUCCUUUAGUCUGAUGUUGAUUUGUAAAUGUCUGUUGGGGGAAAAAACCGUGUUAAGUUUUGAUGGGGAUUUGAGAGACACUCGUCUGGAAUGCCGGAUAUGCUCGUGCCAGCAGCUGCAAUUGUUACUGACGCGUCGGGCGCUGUUUAUAAGUCGGCGGCGUGAAGGAUGCUUGUGAUUUUCGAACGGCGAUCGGACACGCCGCCGCAACACGUCACGUACGCUUCGGCUCUGGCAUCGGGGAUACCGGCAGACCGCAGCAAACCACUGUGGCGUGACUCAAAAGAGAAUUUCAAGUUAUUCAGGCGAAACGCCACGAAGACUUGAAAACAUCAAUUGGAGCUCGCAGAUUCGUAGCCUUGUCCGUGUCUCUGCCGUUAACGAUCCACACCUUCCUCCGUGACUUGAUUUUUGACACGUUAGACGUCCUGUUGCUCAUGCCGCGGCGCGUUUAGCGGGGCCUUUGCUAACGGGGCACUCUGUGGCCGUUUCUGCUCCACAGGGGAAGCUGGGCAAUCCGGUGGAGGAAGAAGCUGAAGAGCACAGCCAACCUUACCCCGAACCUGACACGUCGCUGCUUAAAAACAAGGUGAACCACAAAAUGCGUAGUGGCUUAUUUAAAAUAAACCCCCAAAACCUAAAGUACACGUGGAAAUGUGGAGAGAGGAAAA